AUGUAUCAGUCAUACUUCAGUACAUUGUUUACAUCUAGAGAAUCUCAUCUCAUUCCAUAUAACUUAUUACAAAAUGUAUGUAUUUAUUAUUUUGCUCCAUCAGUACAUGGUAACUCAGCUGUGAUAAAGCAAGCUUACCAGAAGUCUUUAGACAAUCUCGGUGUGGAUUAUAUUGACCUGUUUUUGAUCCACUUCCCCGGUGCUGCCAGGCUUCCUUCUGGCGACCUGAGAAAUGCUAAGUUGCGAGCGAGUACUUGGCGAGGGAUGUUGGAUCUAUACGACGAAGGCUGCGUAAAUUCCAUUGGUGUUUCUAAUUUUGCUCUCAAGCAUUUCAAGGAUUUGAAUAUGAAGACCACUGGUGUAUAUCCAGUGGUUAAUCAGGUCGAGUGGCAUCCAUAUUACUAUCAGGAAGAUUUACGCGCCUACUGCAUGAAGAAUGAGAUUUGCCUGCAGGCCUACUGCUCAUUCGGGGGUACUUCCAAUCAAGACACGACACUCUUAAAGGACCCCGUAGUGAAGGGCAUCGCUGAGCGCCACGAGGCUACGCCCGCGCAGGUGCUUCUGGCCUGGGCGCUGCAGCAGGACGUGGCAGUCAUCCCCAAGUCCGUGGACCCAGCUCGUAUCCGUGAGAAUAUCACUAUUGAAUUUCGCCUCACCGAUCACGAGAUUAAAGCCCUCAAUAAUCUAGGAAACAAGAAAAAAAAAUACGCUUGGGAUCCGACCUCGGUGCGUUAA
Molecule: messenger RNA, 735 nt
Organism: Parnassius apollo (apollo)
Lineage: Eukaryota; Metazoa; Arthropoda; Insecta; Lepidoptera; Papilionidae
Source: the annotation of a GenBank genome assembly